AUGUCAAUCUUUAAACAGCUAGUUUGCUAUGAGAUCACUCCAUCAAAAAUUGAAACUUCAUUUACUAAAAUUUUUAUGCGGUAUCAACAGGCAAAGACUUGGGGACAGCUAAUGGUUGGUAUGACUGGUAGCGGACCAGGAUAUCUGCCAGAAAAUAUCAUCACCCCAUACAUGCAUGUACUCAUUUUUCAUGUCCCAACAAUGAUCACAAUGCAUGGAUCAUUAAAGAAGUUUAGCGGUCAAGGUAAUGUUGCUAAAUUCCAUCUCUAUCUGUUGUGACAAAAAUGUUUAUUUAUUUAACAACUACUUGUGUUUCUCACCAGGAGUCGAAAAGAAGAAUGAUGACUAUAUGAGAUAUUUUCACCGGAAGAUAAACAGGUGGGAUGCCUGUACCAAUCUUCUACUGGUGGAGAAACGACUAGAAAGCCUCCUUGCACAUCAAAGAAAGCUUCGGCAGUAUUUAAAGAGAGAUGCAACCUUUUGGGACAAUGGUGGCAAAGAAGAGGUGGCAAAAAAAUACCCCAAAAUAUCAGAGGGAACAGCCACAGAAGAGCCAAGCAGUAAUGUCCAUGUUCCCCCACCAAAACAAGUUCUUCAGUUUGGUGAAAAGGAAUUACAAAAACUUAAGGUUGCAGAACUUGUUAAACUCCUUGUGGAUAUAGUUGGCCACCAACCAAGCCUUCCAAAAAAGCCAAGAAAACAUGAAUUGUUGUCAAGAAUUCUGGAUGUAGCCACACUGAGAGUAGAUUAA
Pocillopora meandrina is the source of this 751-nucleotide messenger RNA. Lineage: Eukaryota; Metazoa; Cnidaria; Anthozoa; Scleractinia; Pocilloporidae. The record is from the annotation of a GenBank genome assembly.